AUGUCUGGCCAAAUCAAGACACGACUCAACCACGAUGCAUAUAACGUCGCUCUUAUAUGUCCCCUUGAGGUUGAAUUGAGUGCUGCACGGUACAUGUUAGAUGAAGAGCACGAUAGACUUCCAAACCGUUCUCAAGGAACCGGCUCUGCAACCACAGUUGCCACGCACUUGUCCCGGACAUUCCCGAAGAUUCAGCUACGUCUCCUAGUGGGAAUUGGAGGUGGUGUGCCGAAUGAGAAAAAUGACAUUCGACUUGGCGAUGUUGUCGUCAGCGCCCCGCGGGGAACAUUGGGCGGCGUCGUUGAGUACGACUUGGGGAAGCAAACUCCUCUCGGAUUCGAGAGGAAGGGAUUUCUCUGCCCACCGCCAACUGAGUGGAGGGGCGUGAUAACAACUAUUAAAUCCAAUCAUAGAACGAAUUCGAACAGAAUCAGCGAAUUUCUCUCGGACAUGUUCCAGAAAUUCCCUCGGCUGGUAGAAUAUUGGCGCCCCCAGCCAGACAUGGACAUCUUGUUCCAACCGGACUACCUGCACGAUCGACAGGAGACAACGUGCGCCAAUUGUGAUAAAAGCAGAGUUGUCAACCGGCCGGAACGACAGGCGGACGAGCCAGUCAUAUUCUACGGCUUGAUAGCAUCAGGAAACCACUCCGGUGGCGCUCUAUGUUUCGAGAUGGAAGCUGCGGGUCUGAUGAAUGAUUUCCAGUGUAUUGUCAUUCGAGGCAUAGCGGACUAUUCCGACUCGCACAAAAAUGAUGUCUGGCAUCCGUAUGCGGCAGCGACAGCGGCAGCAUUGGCGAAAGAGAUCCUUUCCUAUAUGGAUGCAGUUGGUACAAAUGAGCAGUUCUUUGAAAUCGCCCGGCCAGCCAGUCAUUUCACCGCCCAGCCGCGAAUGGAUCGUAUCCGAAACCUCAAUCCAAAUAUACCCGAUGAACGGCAGAGGCUAUAUAAGUUGUUUCUCGAGUCCCUAGCACCAGGUAAUCCAACUCAAGAUGACACUUACGCCGCUGCAGCGAGGCAUUUUAGUGAACACAUGCUUUGGAGGUUCACACCAAGCGGCUCAUGGAGACUCUGGAUGCAAAAGUACAUUCAAGGAGGAUACCCCAUAAAUAUUCGUGAUUAUGACGGCAAGGCACCUCUUCACCAUGCCGUAGAAACACAGUAUGAGCGGCGGGAAAAGGUACAAAGCCUGGUUCUGGCUGGAGCGGACUACGCCAUGAAAGACUACAUGGGACAGACGCCGGUUGAUGCGGCAAGCCUAACUGACCAGUCUAUAUUUGCCUACUUAUUGACAUCGUUGCCUCGCGAUAUUUCCUCGAAUAACAUCAUUAUUACGAAGCCCGAGACGGCUGAUGACUUCAAGGGCGUGCUCAUCGACCUUGACCAGGCGAAAGUGAGAGACAGUGGUCCAAGCGAGGCGCGACACCAGACCGGUACAAUGCAGUUCAUGGUGAUCGAGGUGCUCCGCAAGGCCGAUCACACCUACCGCCACGAUCUGGAGUCGGUUCUUCUACGUCAUGCAACCUAUAUUCCUUGCACCGUCCCGGCAACAAGCGAUAAAAUUCAGCGUCCGACUCCCUUGAAUGGACAUCGCGUUAGGGUUGGUGCCGUGGCGGGGUCGUUGAGCGCUCGCCACACUCCCCUUCUGUCUGCUGGCCACGGAUGGGGCCGAAUUCCUUCGUACUUAGGGCAGCGGAGGAUGAGGUGA
This is a messenger RNA of Pochonia chlamydosporia 170, 1707 nucleotides long. Its product is annotated as PFS domain-containing protein. The coding region runs from base 1 to 1707 and encodes 568 amino acids. Gene Ontology annotation, biological process: nucleoside metabolic process. The transcript is spliced from 6 exons. Gene Ontology annotation, molecular function: catalytic activity; protein binding. The record is from RefSeq and is a predicted model, not a curated record. Lineage: Eukaryota; Fungi; Ascomycota; Sordariomycetes; Hypocreales; Clavicipitaceae.